Molecule: messenger RNA, 2676 nt
Organism: Salarias fasciatus (jewelled blenny)
Lineage: Eukaryota; Metazoa; Chordata; Actinopteri; Blenniiformes; Blenniidae
Product: SLAM family member 5-like
Exons: 6
Coding region: 291-1355 (354 amino acids)
Cellular component (GO): membrane
Source: RefSeq, a predicted model, not a curated record
AUCCAGUGUUCCUGUAUUUUCCGGGUGACUCCUCAUGUACCGACCAUUUUUAUUCACAGUGACUGGAGUUUUGGAUUUACCCUUUGAAUACUUUAACUUCAGAGCUCAUUUUUUAAAAUAAUCAAUGGAACUGGACUGUUUGUAUUGGAGUCUAUCGAGCAUUUUAACUUCUCAACACCUCAAGGCUUUAAUACUAUUGCUGAUAAUAAUGAAAGUUAUUUUACCAGUGAUUAAGUGAUUUACCAGUGGUUGUUCUUGAAUUUCACACCCCUUGAUUUGGAACAGCAGUUAUGUUGAGGCGGGGCCGAGGAUAUCGCUCUCUGUCUCUCACCCACAAUGAGGAAACAAUCUUCACAGUUGGAACAUCUGUCACAAUGCUGCAGGCUGCACUUUUCUGGCUUUUGUUGCUUCAAGUCCAGUCCAGUGUUCCUCCUGUGUUCGUCCAGAGAGGCAAAGACGUACUUCUGGAUGUCGACAAUGUGACUGAAGACUUUAAUUUAUUUGUAUGGAAAUUUGAGAAAGAGAAUUCGAUUUUAGUCACGUUUUAUCCUGGCGGCAAUUCAAAAAUCUCUAAAGCUUACACUGGAAGGAUUGAUCACCCUGACAACAAGAAAUACUCUGUGAUACUGAAGAACCUACAAGAGACAGACAGUAGAGUUUAUACUGGACGACUGACAACAGACGAUGGCGACUCCACAUUAGUCCAACACAACAUCAUAGUUCAGGAUGUUGUGUCUCCCGUCCAGCUGGAGGUGAACUCUGUAUCAAACAGCUCACACUCCUGUAACGUCACUCUGACCUGCAGCACGGCCGACUCUCACAUCAGCAGCACUUUCAGAUGUAUCGAUCAAAAAUGUGAUCAGGAUGGAGGGAAUCAAUCAGAGAUCACAAACUCCAGUUCUACUCUGCAAGUCUACUUGUGGAAUGUUACAGUGAUCUGUAAACACAGAAACCAGGUCAGCUCGACUGAGGACAGGACGGAUUUUCAACAUGUCUGCUCCCAACUGACCGAUGCUGAACAGAACAGGAAUCAUGAGAACACUGGGAUUGCUGUUGGAGUUUCUGUGCCUCUUUACAUCGUAGCUGCUGUUGGAUUUUUGGGAGCUUAUUUGUAUCGUAAGAGAACUGCAGAUCAUGGUGUGACUCAAGAUAACACAGUCUACGCAGUUCCAAUGGUUGAAACUCCAGAAAGUCCAGCUGCGGCUCCAGAUACUGAUGAGACUUCAGGUCUUUCUCCAGUUUCCACCUACAGUGAGGUGGGGCCUCACAGCGGGUCGUCAGCUGCUGCUGAGACCAACGGCAAGCCUGUUAUUGAGAGUGUGUAUGCACAGGUACAGAAGCAUCCUGGACCAUGAAAAAUCUUCUAUAGAUAUAUUAGAUUUUUAUGAGUUGAGGGCAAACCACAUUAACCCCACAUGCACACUUCAUGUUCAGUUUUAAUGCACCACAGUUGGGGAUUUAUAGAGCAGUGGGGGGUUGGCAGCUGGAGGAGUGGGCGGACCCCCCCCCCCCCCCCCCCCCCCCCUCCAGGUGGGCCCCUCCCCCCUCUGAUCUUGCAGGAGACUCAGGAGCUUGUCCUUGCCUCCUCCUGUCCCCUGAGUUCAGGAGAUUUUGAAAAUCUUCCUUCCACCUGAGGAUGAGGUUAGAGGAUGUCCUUCCUCGCUGAGCACAGCUCAGAUCAGGUGAAACAACGACACAGUCGAUGUUUGUUUUGGAUGAUGCAUGUGAAGGACAGAAGUCUAACAACAACUCGCUGCUUGGCUUCAGAUCGGUCCGGCCAUUCCUCCUCAUCACCCCCUCCCUGGUUCCGCAGUCGUUCGCAGAAGUUUUGUAUCUGCUGGGAAACAUUGAUGGUUGUUUUUUUUUCUUUUUACUGUGCAAGAGUCCAUAUCAGGAAACUUCUACAUCUCAGCCGUUUCUCUUCCUGUAUCUAACUUAGAGUAUAGAGAAGUGAAGUUGGACAUUGAGGGGGGUGGAGCUUGUGUCAGCUUUCCGGAAUAUAAGAGAAGUUUAAAACCACUCCCCUUCACUCUUCUCACAGUAACAGAAAGAAACACCGUGUGCUGAAGCUGUCCCACAUCUUAUCUGAUAAAAUAUGCACUGUGUAGAAAUUCAAACAUCAAGUUUUGAACAUGCAGAAUAUGUUGUUUGAAUUUUAAUAUACAACAUUUCAACACAAAGGCAGCAUGAUUGUUACAUUUUGGCCUGGCAUUAACAACUGUUCAAAAAAAGGUGUGAAUUAUUCUCUAAUAACAGAGAGUUAAUUUGACAGCAGAUGUCUUCAAAAAAUGUUUUGUCAACUUAGUUUUUUUACAUAAUUAUUUUGGAACUGCUUGUUAUUUUUUAGUGAAUGUGAUUCUGAGUUUUUGUUUAUUUCCUGCGUGUUUCUGCAGACGUGUCAUGCUGUAGUUAUGCAACGGGCUCCGUUAUCGAAACAGACGAUACAAGGCUUUAACCAAUAAGAACACAAGUUUAACAACAACUUAUAAAUCUAACAUUUAUCCAUCAGGGUCUCUGUGACUGAAACAGAUAAAACCUCCACCAACCUUAGAGAAAAUUAAAGCCGCAAGCGGCAUUGGACGGGACCGAGCCCUCUGGCAAGGUGGCCUGACUGAGGUCGUCCUUGUACAUUGAUGACCGAAGUCCAGGUCACUGGGAACCUUGCUCCUCCAUAGA